AUGAGUUCUUCCAGCGAUUCAGGAGAUAAUUCCGAUGGAGAAUUCAUCCCAGAAGCUUUGCUUGCACAACAAAAUGCUGAGCUGCAAAAGGCAAUGGCUCAAAAUGACUCUGAUGCAGAAAAUGAAGCUUCUCAUUCAGAUUCAGACGGAGAGUUUCUUAUGAGGGCACGUUCUUCAAAAAAGAGAGCUCUUACCAAGAUAAAAGAGCAAAGUGCAAGAAAUAAAACGCGUAAAGCAAAAGCCAAGAAGAAAUAUGAUGAAGAUUCUGAUGAUGACGAUGAUUUUGGCUUUAAUCCAAAGAACCCACCAGUUAGUUUUAUCACCUCUAACCGCGAACGCAAACAACGUCAGGAUACAGAGUUUGUCAAAGAUAUUUCGAUAGAACAAAUCGCCGAAACAGAAGAAGUUUCAGAAGAUGAGGUUAAAAUGAUGCUUGAAGCGAGAAAAUUACCACAAAUUGAGUUUAUUACAGGUUUUCGUCUUAAUGAAGCCGGUGUUCGCGAAUAUUUCGUCAAAUUCAUGAGAGAGCCCAUCGCUCAUGGCAAAUAUCUCGUUGAAGACGAUCUUAUCAACCACCCCAGUGGUAAAUCCCAUCUUACUUCUUUCCUAGAAAGAGAAUCUCAAUUUGGCCUUCAAGAAUCGAAGUCAAUGCCAAUGCUACAAAUCCCAGGCGAUGUAGAUCAAAGCGUACAAAAGGAAAUCGAUAGAAUUAUCGGCUACGAUGAAGAGACAAAACUUUAUCUCGUAAAAUGGAAGAAAGAACCAUACGAAUAUGCCUCAUGGGAAGCCAACAUUACAGACCAAGAUGAGAUAAACAAGUUCAAAAAGCGCAAUUCUGCUAACAGAACAAGUUUAUCAGCACUUAACAAAUUAUCUAAACCAUACGGUGAUGGGCCAGGCUGCAUCCCACUUCCGAAAUACAAGAAUGGUAACCAACUUCGUGAUUACCAGAUCGAUGCUCUUAAUUGGCUCAGAGCUUCGUAUCAGACCGGCCAAAACGCUAUUCUCGCCGAUGAAAUGGGUCUCGGUAAGACAGUUAUGUGCAUCUCCCUUCUUUUGGAUAUCUGCCAGAACUGUGGCGUCGAUGGUCCUUUCUUAAUCGUCGCUCCUCUUGGUACAUUACCAAAUUGGAUCAGAGAAUUCGAAAGUUGGUCGAACAUCGAUACAAUUUUAUUCCAUGGAUCUCAACAAGACAGAGAUUUAAUCGCAGAAUACGAAUUAUUCUACAAACCUCCACGCCAGAACAUUCCAAAGUUCCAAGUCUUACUUACAAACAUCGAAACAGUCCUGAAAUCUCAGGAAGUCAUACAAAAGAUUCAAUGGAAUCUUGUAAUUAUCGAUGAAGCCCACAGACUUAAGAAUUUGAACUCCAAGAUCUACUCAGUUAUGUUCUCUCUACAGAUGGACCACGUUCUUCUUAUGACUGGUACUCCAAUUCAGAAUAAUAUUGAUGAAAUCUUUGCUCUCAUGCAUUUCAUAGCACCUCUUAAGUUCCCAUCUCUCGAGGAAUUCAAGAAAGAGCACGGAUCCAUCGAAACAGCCGAAGACGUCGAAAGAAUACAAAAUGCCAUCAAACCAUACAUGUUACGUCGUAAGAAAUGCGAUGUCGAGUCAACAAUUGGCCUCAAGGAAGAAACAAUUGUUGAAGUAGAACUCACUCGCUCUCAGAAAUUCUAUUAUCGUUUAUUAAUCGACAGAAAGACGAAAGAUCUUACAACACACAAGAGCCAUGCUCUUUCCCAAGACUUAAACAACCUCGCGAUGCAAUUACGAAAGGUUUGCAACCAUCCUUAUUUAUUCCCAAAUGUUGAAGAGGAAAUUGUCAAACCAGGAGAAGAUCCGAACGAAGCAAUGAUCAAUGCCUCAGGUAAACUCGUCUUCGUCGAUAAACUGUUGGCAAAACUUCGACCAAAAGGUGACAAAGUUUUAAUUUUCUCACAAAUGGUCCAUGUCUUAGAUAUUUUAGAGGAAUAUCUACACUACAGGAACUAUCCAUACGUAAGACUCGAUGGCAGUGUUGUAGGAGACGUCAGACAAGAAAGUAUUGAUAAAUUCAAUGAUCCUGAAAAAGACAUUUUUGUUUUCCUCCUUUGUACGAGAGCAGGAGGUGUUGGAUUGAAUUUAACCGCUGCAACAAAUGUCAUCAUUUACGAUUCAGAUUGGAAUCCACAGAAUGAUCUUCAAGCACAAGCAAGAUGCCACAGAAUUGGCCAAACACAUGAUGUCAAAGUUUACAGAUUAAUUACAAGAGGAACAUAUGAAUCUGACAUGUUUACUCGUGCAUCAAUGAAACUUGGUCUUGAUCAAGCUAUUUUGGAUUCAGGACAAAACGCUGCACAAGAAAUGACACCAAAAGAAAUUGAAACACUCAUUAAAAGAGGUGCUUAUUACAUAUUUAAUGAAGAUGAUGAUGCAGGUGAUAAAUUCGUCACUGAAGAUGUUGAUCAAAUAUUAGAAAACCAUACAAGAACACUCUCUAAAUCUGUUGUUGACCAAGAAUCUGCUUUCUCAAGAACACAAUUCAUUAUUGAUAAAGAUGGCGAACAAUUGGAUUUGAAUGAUAAGAAUUUCUGGGAUAGAGUUAUUCCUGAAAACAUGAGACAUAAAGAGGCAGAUGAAAACGCACCUCUUCCACCAAGAAGAAAGAAAGAAAUGUCUUAUAACGAAGGUGAAAUGGAAAAGGCUCAAAAGAGACCAGAUUUCUCAUGGAACACAAAAACUCGUGAUUUGUUAUUGAAAGCAAUGCUCGCGUACGGUUGGGGAAGAUGGUCUGAGAUAUUGGCAAAGACACAUUUGAAGUGUGAUGCACAGAAAGUAUGUGAUGGAUGCACUGUUUUGUUGUCUUUCAUUGCUAAAGGAUUGAGUGAUCCUGGUGAGUUUUUGAGUGAAAUCAUCCAAACAGAUGAAAUAGAAUUAACUAAAGCACAAAAGAAAGUCAAAACAUCAUCAGCUUUCUUGAACCAAAACUUCCAUCACAUCAUGAAACAGGAUGCUGAAGAAAACUCUCACAGAUUGUUACAAUUGAGAUGCAUCAAAGAAUGGAUUGAACAAGGUUCUCAACUCAUCAAUUUCGAUACUGAUGAUAUGCCUGAAGGAGGCUGGAACACGAAAUUGGAUCAGAAACUGUUGACUUUGACUUAUCAACAUGGUUGGGGUAAUUGGAAAGCAAUUGAAAGCGAUCCUUUAUGGGGACAAACGAAAUUUGAGAAUUUCCAAUUGUCUGAAGUUGAUUCUAGACUCAAUUUCAUAACAAACGCUUUGUUGACUAAGUUCACUGAUGAUUCAGACAGCGAAGAAACAACAUUGAUGCCUGAUUUCAAACCAGCCGAACUCAGAUCAUUGAUUUCUUUGGCAGGAGAACUCGGUCUCCCUGAAGAUUCCGACAGCGAAGCAUGGCUCAGAUACCAGCAGUUCUUCAGAGAUUCUAGUGAUUACCAGGAACUCGUGAAGAAGUUCAUCGAAUGCGCAAGAGUCAUCAAUUAUUAUGACCAGAACGGACCCCAAAACGGAUUGAGAAGAUGGCUAAAUAUUGUCAUUUCUCAUGGAGAUUCUUUGGCAGCUGCAAUCAACCAACAAUCUGCAUUGAGAAUCAAGUUAAACAUCGAUUGGGUCACGAGAUUAAGGAACUACAGGACAAAGACAUUACCUAAACUCAACGGCCAAUACAAGACAGAGAACAUGAAGUCAUUUGUUCCUUCAUUUUGGACUCCUGGACAAGAUGAUGUCAUUUUAAUUGAAAAUGUCUGCAAAUGGCAGUUCUCUAAUUUGUACGAAAUUCCUAUGAACACUGAAUCCAUCAAAUCCAAACUAUCAGAGGAAGAUUUGGCACAGCUCGAUGUUCUCGCCAAAUACUACGACAAGCACUUGCAACAUAAGAGAAUCAAAGGAGAUUUCGGUUUUUUUACUGAUGAAUUGUACAUCAUUGACAGAAUUGAAGAAUUCAUUGAAUUAAACAGUGGUUGGCAAGUUCCAAAAGUUAUCGAUGUUCCUCAGGGAAUGAUCGGUGUUUUCGAUUUGCCUUUCACUGCAGGAAACGUCACCAUUGAGUCAACAGGCGAAGGAGACUUCUUCAUGGUCAAUGACUACAUCGCAAGAGUCGGAAUGUCGACAUCAGUAAGAUACGGAAAAUCAAGAUUUACAUGCGAAAUCACUUCACCUACAGAGUUUGUUGUCACUCGCAGUGAGAAACACAAGUUCACAGCAGCAACACCUGAAGAAGCAUGGAGACAAGCUGAUGCAGAAUUCGACAGCAACGCUUUGGAACUCUUCGGAAUUACUUGCAACCAAGUAAUGGCUCUGUUCGACAAAGAAUGCAACCCACAGAUGAGAAUUGAGAAGGGAUUCACUAACUAUACAUCACCACAAGUAGUUACAUUCACUUCUCAGGCAAUUUCAAAGAGAAAGUAA
Messenger RNA from Trichomonas vaginalis G3, 4407 nucleotides. Its product is annotated as helicase protein. Gene Ontology annotation, cellular component: chromatin; nucleus. The coding region runs from base 1 to 4407 and encodes 1468 amino acids. The transcript has a single exon. Gene Ontology annotation, biological process: chromatin remodeling. The record is from RefSeq and is a predicted model, not a curated record. Lineage: Eukaryota; Parabasalia; Trichomonadida; Trichomonadidae. Gene Ontology annotation, molecular function: ATP binding; ATP hydrolysis activity; ATP-dependent chromatin remodeler activity.